UUGGUGAUUAUAAGUACUUUGGAUGGACGGAUUGCUGCACUAGACCCAGAGAACAGAGGCAGAAAACAGUGGGAUCUGGAUGUGGGAUCAGGAUCUCUUGUCUCAUCUAGCCUCAGUAAACCAGAGGUAUUUGGGAACAAGAUGAUAAUUCCUUCCUUGGAUGGAGACCUUUUUCAGUGGGAUCGUGAGAGAGAAAGCAUGGAAGCUGUCCCUUUCACUGUUGAGUCUCUGCUUGAGUCAUCCUACAGGUUUGGAGAUGACGUUGUUUUGGUUGGAGGAAAAUCCCUGACAACAUAUGGGCUGAGUUCAUGCUCAGGAAAGGUGAAGUACAUCUGUUCAGCAAUGGGCUGUCGUCGCUGGGAAGAUGAUGAGGUACAACAGGAAGACAUUCUUCUCCUGCAUCGAACUCAGAAAACAGUUCGAGCCGUUGGGCCCCGCAGUGGCAAUGAGAAGUGGAAUUUUAGUGUUGGUCAUUUUGAACUGCGCUAUAUUCCAGACGUUGAAACUCGAGUGGGAUUUAUUGAAGGCAAUAUGAAAUCAAGUCUAAACAAAGAAGAUUCUAAAAUCAUUUCAGAUGUGGAAGAGCAGGAGGCUGUAACAAAGGACACUGUGAUAAAGGUCUCGGUUGCUGACUGGAAGAUUAUGGCAUUUAGUAAGCAAGGAGGACAUCUGGAAUGGGAAUAUCAGUUUUGCACUCCAGUUGCUUCUGCCUGGCUGGUUAAAGAUGGCAAGGUAAUUCCAAUUAGUCUUUUUGACGAUACAAGUUACACCUCGAAUAAUGAUAUCUUAGAAGAUGAAGAAGAUCUUGUGGAAGCUGCCCGAGGAGCUACAGAGUCCAGUGUCUAUUUAGGAAUGUACAGAGGCCAACUAUAUCUACAGUCGUCUGUCAGAGUUUCUGAAAAGUUUCCAACCAACCCUAAGGCUUUAGAGUCUAGAAAGGAUAAUGCUGUUAUCCCAUUGCCUGUGAUCAAAUGGAAACCUUUGAUCCAUUCUCCUUCUCGGACUCCUGUGUUGGUGGGAUCUGAUGAAUUUGAUAAAUGUCUCAGCAAUGAUAAGUUUUCCCAUGAGGAGUACAGUAAUGGUGCCCUUUCAGUCCUGCAGUAUCCCUAUGAUAAUGGCUACUAUUUGCCCUACUACAAGAGGGAGAGGAACAAACGAAGCACUCAGAUUACUGUCAGGUUUUCUGACAACAUGAACUACAAAAACACCAGAAAAAAAGAUCCAGUUCUUCUUCUGCACUGGUGGAAGGAAAUUGUUAGCACCAUCAUAUUGUGCAUUGUGGCCACAACGUUUAUUGUGUACCGACUUUUCCAUCCACGUGUUCACAACCGACAGCGGAAGGAGUCUGAGACACAGUGUCAGACUGAUAACAAAUAUGAGCCUGUUGCUGGACAGACCAAAAAUAACAACUGGUCUGAUUUCAAGAAUUCAGGAUAUGUGUCAAGAUGUUUAACAGAUUUUGAGCCAAUCCAAUGUCUAGGUCAUGGAGGAUUUGGGGUAGUUUUUGAAGCUAAAAACAAAGUAGAUGACUGCAACUAUGCUAUCAAAAGAAUACGUCUACCAAAUAGAGAGUUGGCUCGUGAAAAAGUGAUGCGUGAAGUCAAAGCAUUAGCAAAACUUGAACACCCUGGUAUUGUUCGGUAUUUCAAUGCUUGGCUAGAAACACCGCCAGAGAGUUGGCAGGAACGGAUGGAUGAAUUGUGGCUAAAAGAUGAAAGUACUGGCUGGCCCCUCAGUUCUCCCAGUCCAAUGGAAGCGCCAUCAUUUAAAAUCAGAACUGACCCAUUAUCUGCCAAGGAACACAUAGCAGUUAUUACUGCAUCACCAGAAAAGAAGACUUUGCUUUCUGUUGAGAUGCCUGGUGACCAGUCGGAAUCAUCAGAGAGCCAUUUCCCCACACUAGAAUUUGCUGCCGUUGAUAACGGAGACUCGAGCCAUUCAGCAGAUCCCAUGAUAAACGUGCAAGGCAGCUUCCUCUCUGACUGUGAUAUAGAGGAUGGUCCCAUUGAUGACAAUGAGCCAGGACACUCCUUUGCACUCUGCCCUCCAGUCACACCGACAGUGAGGGUGAGGGAGAGAACUUCGUCGUCAAUUGUCUUUGAGGAUUCCGGUUGUGAUAAUCCUUCCAAUAAAGAAGGGGGCAAAACUGAUUAUUCAUUUGCUUAUAGUUCCUGUGAGGAUAAACUAAUAAGCAGAAAAGGAUCUGAUCAUAGGAUGUUUUCAUCAGAAAGCCCUCCGCCUUUUUCUGUACGAAGACCAGCAACCUUAAGCAACAUGAACAGCUCUAAAAACUCUGCACAGGGUAUCAAACCUACGUCUCCAAAAGUGUACCUUUAUAUCCAGAUGCAGCUCUGUAGAAAGGAAAACCUUAAGGACUGGAUGAACAGAAGAUGUACAAUAGAGGAGCGGGAAAGGGUAGAGUGCCUGUUGAUAUUUUUGCAGAUAGCAGAAGCUGUUCAAUUUCUGCAUAGUAAAGGAUUAAUGCACCGAGACCUCAAGCCUUCCAACAUAUUUUUCACAAUGGAUGAUGUGGUAAAAGUUGGGGAUUUUGGUUUAGUAACAGCAACAGAUCAAGAUGAGGAGGAACAACCUGUUGUAAGACCACUGCCACCGUAUGCCCAUCACACUGGGCAAGUUGGGACCAAGCUUUACAUGAGCCCAGAACAGGUUUAUGGAAAAACGUAUUCACACAAAGUGGAUAUAUUUUCUUUGGGCCUGAUCUUGUUUGAACUCCUUUACCCAUUUACCACCCAAAUGGAGAGAGUCAAGACACUGAGUGAAGUAAGGAGCUUGAUGUUUCCACCACUGUUCAUUCAGAAAUAUGCACAAGAGCAUGUAAUGGUGAAGCACAUGCUCUCCCCAAGGCCCACGGACAGACCAGAAGCUGCAGAUGUUAUAGACAGUGCUUUAUUUGAAGACUUGGAAUUGCCAGCAAAACCAGUGCUAAGACAACGAUCACGGACAAUAAGUUCUUCCGGUACUAAGCAUUCAAGAUAG
Euleptes europaea (tarantolino) is the source of this 2997-nucleotide messenger RNA. RefSeq names its product eukaryotic translation initiation factor 2 alpha kinase 3 (gene EIF2AK3). The transcript has 16 exons. Gene Ontology annotation, biological process: protein phosphorylation. Bases 142 to 2997 code for a protein of 951 amino acids. NCBI's taxonomy places the organism in Eukaryota, Metazoa, Chordata, Lepidosauria, Squamata, Sphaerodactylidae. Gene Ontology annotation, molecular function: protein kinase activity; ATP binding. The record is from RefSeq and is a predicted model, not a curated record.